AGCACUACUAAUCACACUUAAAAUCAUAUUACAAUUUAGUUUUGAAUUUAGUGUAGAAGAUGAAAUUUCUUGUGUGUUGGCAAAAAAGUGAUCGAAUCAAUUGAUUUAGUAAUUUGACAGUGGAAGAGGCGACAAUGUGUGAGGCGCAGAGGCUGCUGGAUGAGUUGUAUGCAACAUUUCAGAGAUAUAAUCACCAACGAUGCAUCCAACUGCUCAAGAUCUUCAGUCAGGUGCGUUGCUGCGAGUGCGGCCAUCGAAUGCGCAUCGAGAUUGCACAACAAAAGGCAACGGCCAAAAGUGCCGCAUCUCGAUAUCAAUUCGUCAAUUGUAAAUUGCCAAUUGUUUGCCUUGUUGUCAUGCUGCUCAUCAUCAUCUACAUGAUCCAUUUGGCCAGGCGUUACAAUCGUGCCAUCGCCUUUGGCAGCUGUGCCUGCAUCUCCACGUUUUUCUACACCAACGAUGAUUGCGAGGUGGUCGUCUAGCCAGAAGUGUUGCCUUCUAAUUGAUUCUCCCCAAUUGUGUAGUGUAAACAUAAAUAUACUACGAUGUUUCUACAAAUUGUU
Molecule: messenger RNA, 563 nt
Organism: Drosophila sulfurigaster albostrigata
Lineage: Eukaryota; Metazoa; Arthropoda; Insecta; Diptera; Drosophilidae
Exons: 1
Coding region: 135-482 (115 amino acids)
Source: RefSeq, a predicted model, not a curated record